Molecule: messenger RNA, 870 nt
Organism: Erigeron canadensis
Lineage: Eukaryota; Viridiplantae; Streptophyta; Magnoliopsida; Asterales; Asteraceae
Product: transmembrane protein 45B-like
Exons: 1
Coding region: 1-870 (289 amino acids)
Source: RefSeq, a predicted model, not a curated record
AUGGGCAGUUUAGUGGGACAUGUUGCACCAGGGUUUGGGUUUCUUGUCAUUGGUUUAUGGCAUCUUCUUAAUCAAGUCAAACUUCAUAUUCAAAACCCCGAAACUUACCAUUCUUUGCCAUGGUUUCCCUUUACCAAAAUAAGGUAUUUAGAACUUUUCUUGAUUAUUGUAGGCUGCUCUAGUUCAAUAGCUAUGGAGCUAUUUAUCGGGCCACAUCGUCACCAACCAUUAGACACAGAUGGCACCAUUCCUUCCAACCAUCUUCGCAACUUUGAGCACUCAUUCAUUUCCAUGACGUUUUUAGUUUACGCCGUUUUUGCAAUCAUACUUGACAAAUAUGCGCCAAAAGUUCAAUAUGUGUUGACUCAAUUGCUUGCAAGUAUUGCGUUUGCACAACAACUCCUACUUUUUCACCUCCAUUCGGUUGAUCAUAUGGGCGUGGAAGGACAAUAUCAUAUGCUUCUACAAAUCCUCAUUCUUAUCUCCCUGAUUACUACCCUUAUGGGGAUUAACUACCAAAAAAGCUUUAUAGUUAGCUUUAUAAGGUCCAUAAGCAUUUUCUUCCAAGGUCUUUGGCUCAUGGUCAUGGGCUUCAUGCUUUGGACAAGAAGUUUGAUUCCUAAAGGUUGUUCCUUGAACUUAGAAGAGGCCCACUAUGUGGUCCGAUGUCAUGAGGACGAAGCCUUGGAACGUGCCAAGUCAUUAGUGAAUAUUCAGUUUAGCUGGUAUUUGAUAUGUGUAACAAUAUUUGCUAUGACACUUUAUCUUGCUAUGCAUAAAUUCAAUGAGGGUAGAGUUGAAUACGAAAUGCUAAGAAGCUACGAUCAAAAUCAAGAAAAGACAGUUCAAGAUAUCGAGGCUCAAACGUAA